Molecule: messenger RNA, 444 nt
Organism: Gaeumannomyces tritici R3-111a-1
Lineage: Eukaryota; Fungi; Ascomycota; Sordariomycetes; Magnaporthales; Magnaporthaceae
Exons: 1
Coding region: 1-444 (147 amino acids)
Source: RefSeq, a predicted model, not a curated record
AUGGGUUGUGGAAUGAGUAAGCGAGAUGGUGGUGGCAAGCGCCGGAAGGAUAGUUCGGCGUGGGUUCCGUCCUCGGGGAAGCCCCCGAGGUGGGCUACAAUUGGGCCGCCUCUGAGCGGCCAGCCGGCUACGAGGGGCGGCGGCGGGGAGAGCCAGGACAACCACCGUCCGGGGGUGGUGGCUUGUCGGCCAAGGCCGACGAGCUAUGCGCCGACCGGCACUUCAUUUACCGAAGAGGACUGGAAUGUCCUCACGCUGGCAGGGGGCCACAGCGGCGAUUUUGCCCGGCGCGCCGGGAAGCCGGACGCCGAGGCCGCAGCGGCUGCCGAGGCCGAGAGGCGCCGCCGGCCGAGAGGCGGGGCCGUCAGUCGCCAGCCGGCUGUCAAGAAGCGCCGCCGCCCGGACAGGUGCCCGAAGCGGCUCCCCGCGAUCCCGGAGGUGUGA